Budorcas taxicolor (takin) is the source of this 1588-nucleotide messenger RNA. RefSeq names its product cytochrome P450 20A1. Gene Ontology annotation, molecular function: oxidoreductase activity, acting on paired donors, with incorporation or reduction of molecular oxygen; heme binding; monooxygenase activity. Bases 111 to 1499 code for a protein of 462 amino acids. The record is from RefSeq and is a predicted model, not a curated record. The transcript has 13 exons. Gene Ontology annotation, cellular component: membrane. Lineage: Eukaryota; Metazoa; Chordata; Mammalia; Artiodactyla; Bovidae.
CUCGCAAGUCCCGCGGGCGCCCCGGCCCACCCCUCUGUCCCUCUGGUGCGCCAGGCUGAGACGCCGCAGAGGAGCGCGGAACUGAGACGUGGUUCCCGGGCUGAGGCACCAUGUUGGACUUCGCGAUCUUCGCUGUUACCUUCCUGCUGGCGUUGGUGGGAGCGGUGCUCUACCUCUACCCGGCUUCCAGACAAGCUGCAGGAAUUCCAGGCAUUACUCCAACAGAGGAAAAAGAUGGUAAUCUUCCAGAUAUUGUGAACAGUGGAAGUCUGCACGAGUUCCUGGUUAAUCUGCAUGAGAGAUACGGGCCUGUGGUCUCUUUCUGGUUUGGCAGGCGUCUUGUGGUUAGUUUGGGCACUGUUGAUGUACUAAAGCAGCAUAUCAACCCUAAUAAGACACUGGACCCUUUUGAAACCAUGCUGAAGUCAUUAUUAAGGUAUCAGUCUGAUAGUGGGAACGUGAGUGAAAAUCACAUGAGGAAAAAAUUGUAUGAAAAUGGUGUGACUAAUUGUCUGCGGAGUAAUUUUGCUCUCCUGCUCAAGCUUUCGGAAGAAUUAUUGGAUAAAUGGCUAUCGUACCCAGAGUCCCAGCAUGUCCCCCUCUGCCAGCAUAUGCUUGGCUUUGCUAUGAAGUCUGUUACACAGAUGGUAAUGGGCAGUACAUUUGAAGAUGAACAGGAAGUCAUUCGCUUCCAGAAGAAUCAUGGCACAGUUUGGUCUGAGAUUGGAAAAGGCUUUCUGGAUGGAUCACUUGAUAAAAGUACAACUCGGAAAAAACAAUAUGAAGAUGCCCUUAUGCAACUGGAAUCUAUUUUAAAGAAAAUCAUUAAAGAACGAAAAGGAAGGAACUUCAGUCAGCAUAUUUUCAUUGACUCCUUAGUACAGGGAAGCCUUAAUGACCAACAGAUCCUAGAAGACACUAUGAUAUUUUCUCUGGCCAGUUGCGUAAUAACUGCAAAAUUGUGCACCUGGGCAAUCUGUUUUUUAACCACCUAUGAGGAAAUUCAGAAAAAACUAUAUGAAGAGAUUGACCAAGUUUUGGGGAAGGGACCUAUCACUUCAGAGAAAAUUGAGAAGCUCAGGUAUUGUCGGCAAGUGCUUUGUGAAACUGUUCGGACUGCCAAACUGACCCCAGUUUCUGCCCGGCUUCAAGAUAUUGAAGGAAAGAUUGACAAAUUUAUUAUUCCUAAGGAGACCCUUGUCUUGUAUGCUCUUGGAGUCGUGCUUCAGGAUCCCAGUACUUGGUCAUCUCCGUACAAGUUUGAUCCAGAGCGUUUUGAUGAUGAAUCUGUAAUGAAAACUUUCUCCUUGCUUGGAUUUUCAGGCACACGGGAAUGCCCAGAGUUGAGGUUUGCCUAUAUGGUGGCCGCAGUGCUUUUGAGUGUUCUGCUGAGGAGACUGCACCUCCUUUCUGUGGAGGGACAAGUUAUUGAAACUAAGUAUGAACUGGUGACAUCAUCCAAAGAGGAAGCUUGGAUCACUGUCUCAAAGAGAUAUUAAAGUUGUAUGCAUUUAACUUUGUUGAAGAAAAUGAUCAUUUAGAAAAUCUGUAUUGAAUCCUUUUAGAAACCAAGCAUCAUUGUAUAAAA